Porites evermanni is the source of this 480-nucleotide messenger RNA. The record is from the annotation of a GenBank genome assembly. NCBI's taxonomy places the organism in Eukaryota, Metazoa, Cnidaria, Anthozoa, Scleractinia, Poritidae.
GGUGCAAAAGAUGACAUACCUCUCAAAUUACCUCCUAAAUGUACUGGAGCUGAUACCAUUCAAAACCUUUUGUUGUCAGUUAGAAGCUCAUUACUUCAAAGUCCUAUCACACCUUGGCAGAACAGAAGUAGUGUUUUUUCUUCAGAACACUACAAUAAUGUACGGGUGUUUAAGAAAUCGGCCGCACUCAAAACUCCUGGUCAAAGCAUACUGGAGAUGAUUUUUCCAUUCCAACAGCCAACUAAAACCAGUAUUGGGGAUUGUGAACGUGGAAAGUUAAUAAUUAUUGGUGAUGGUGUGACAGAAACACCUUCUGUUGCCUUCAGUAGUAUCCUCAAAAAGAGGCAUAAAAAGAUGAAUAAACACAAAUACAGGAAGAGAAGACAACGGGAUGUGUUCAAGCGGAGACAUUUAGAAAACGUAAGGCUAAGAAAGCAGCGAACCAAGGAACAGAAAGAACAGAGGAGACAGGAGAGAUAA